AUUCUGAGAUUAAAGUGAAAUAAAUAAUUCUGGAAAAAAAGAAAAAAAAGACGUGCCCACUUUUUUUUUUUCCCCAGUGGCCCUAAUCCUCUUCCAUACUUCUACAUGUCGCAUCCUUUGUGUGUCAUUUAGUGUUUUUAAAAGACCCGAAAUUCUGCAAGAUUUUUUAUUUUUUUAAAUUCCACCUGUGCGUUGGCAUUAUUUCCCUUUAUUUUGAAUUUGAUGAAACAGAAUCUCAUGAGGCGUUCGUUGACUUUUCUUGAAAAAGAUUUUGUUUCUCGGUGAGACAGGCCAAACCGAACACACAGGACAUCUGGGAAAAUAAUAUGCUGCUACUUUUUUUUUUAACACUAACAUCCAUUUUAAUGGUGAAAUAGCUACUCUAUCUUUUUAUUUCAUUGGGUACCAAGUAUAAAUGUGCAUGUGGAGGUGCUGAUGCAGGUUGUGAUCAGCUUUUCUUUAAUUUAUUGUGUUUUGAGGUUGAAUGAAGUUGCAGCCACACAGUGUUAAAAGCUUUUGCCAAGACUUGAUAUUCACUGUUUUCCUUUGUAAUGUGUUGCUAAUUUGUUUUUUGGUUGUUGCUUUUUUUUUCUUUUUUUUUUUAAUAAAAUGGUAAGUAGUCAUUUUACAGCUCUGUAAUAUCUGUAGCAGUUUUCUGUAAUGUUGCCAGAAACUGUAAAAACUGUAAAAAUGUGCAUUAUUCUUAGGAGUGCAUUGUAAAAUCAUCUACCUGUGACCCAGCUUUCCAAGUAACAUAUUUGCACAUACUAGCCAUUCUCUCUCAACUCUUAGCAGUAGAGAAACUGCCUGCCACCCUGCAAAACGUCUAACAUUUCUUUCCCAUUACACCACUUUCACCUUCUGCAACAAGCUGAGACGUCCUCAGCUCGUCGAAGCCAUAGCCGUGUUCGUCAUGCUCGUACGUGUGGGAUUUCGUCCCGGCUGUGAGUCACUUUUCUACAGAAUUUCUUAGAUGCAUUUCGUAAUGACCCAUAGUUUGUUUCUGGUUUUUUAUUAAUAGGUAAAUAGUGUCUGCAUGUCAGAUAAGGCGAGGUUUUAUGAUAAACUAACAGUUAAGUAGUGUUUGGUUUGUGCAAUAGUACUGAGCUUAAAUUAGCUUCCAUGCAGUAGGGUUUAGUGGUUAGUGAGUCGUGCAGUCACCUGCAGAGCUCGGCGAUGACAGCGAAAACAGGUUUCACGCUGAAUGUUUGCUCUGGGUAGAGAAAUCUCUCUUGUACUUUACACACUGCCAUCCGUCCAUCCGUGUAUCACCCAGUCUGCUGUACAUGUGUGAUCUGAAGAGCGAGGGAGGGGAAACAAAAAACCAAGAGCAGAGGGCCUCAUUCCUCAUCAGGUUCCAUGUCUUUUACACUCAAGAUUGUGUUUUCUAACAAAACUAUUUUUUACAAACAGCUCUGAUAAAGAUUGAUGGUACUUGCUGUGUUUCUUAGUGUCACUUCCAGUCACAGUUACAGUCAUUUGUGUUCAUGGACACCAAAGACAAUCGCUGAUACCUGAAACUCACAAUGUCUGUUUAAGCAAUCGUAGACAGUUUGAUGGUACACGGUCUGAACACUGUAAUGAACCUUAUCCACGAAUCGUGCUUCUUUAGUCAACGUUUCAAGCCCACAAAACGGUGCCAGUUAGAGUUUUUGUUUUUUAAUGAUUUAAAAAUUUUAAGGCUCAGCCUAAUUAACGAAAAGGGAGCUUCUAAGUAAGAACUUGGCAUUAAUAAAUUUGUCUAAUUAGGGAUUGCAGUCUGUACUCGCGGUGAAUUUUUUAAUUUUAUUUGAUCUUUUUUAGUUCAUUUGUAAGUAUACAAAAACCAAUGUGAUGAAGUUUGUAAUGUGGCGUUUUUAUAAGGGGAUUAUUUCCUACCAGGGCCUUUGACGUCUUCCUUGAAAGACUGUAAGCAGAAGUUAAUUUAGAGCAGUGAUUAUAUGAAAAAACACAUGUUGCACACAGAUAAAUGAAAGGGAGUCUGGCAAAUAUAAUCAAGGCUUCAUGGUGACUGUGAUGGAUUUACUUAGCUUUAUGGAAGUUGCUUUUCAUACUCUGCUGGUUUUUAAAGAAAAAAAAAAUAUAUAUAUAUAUACAUGAGCACUCCAAUUGUUCACAUAACAGGGGUCAUGGACGGAGGCACAGGCCUUUUUUUUUCUCUUAUUCUUUUUGAUUUCGGGAAAUUGAUUUUGACGCUUUCUGCGGUUCAGCAGCUACCACGGCUAGAUGCACAACAUGUUUUUGUUCCUCUAGUGGCCACGGAGUAAUCAUGCUGUAACAAAUCUGAAAAAAAAAGUUCAUGCUUAAUUUGUUUAGCACAAUGAACGAUGGCCUUCCAAAACGAGUGAGCUCUUUGUGAACGAGCAUCUCAGCCAGUGUGAGCUGCAGCGUCUCAUCUCAGCUCUGCUCAGACUCCAAACCUGCUUCCUUGGCCUGGUAUUGUUGUUCUCAGACUCUGUUAACUGACAAAUAAAAAAAAAAGGAGGAGUUGUAAACCCAAAGCUAAGCUCCAUAAGAUUAUGUUUGACAGUUUUUGUUUGUUUUUACCUUUUUUUUUUCUGCUGUUUUAAACAUUUUCUUGAACACUAAAAUUGAUCUGACAAUUAAGUAAAAAAAAAACUUUAAAAAUAAAUUUCACUAAAAUUGUUCUUUGAAAUUUUUUCCGUGUUUUUGCUUAAUUUAGAGCUUGUAAUGUCUUUUGGGGUUUUUUUUUUUUUUUGUGUGAAUGCAAACAGUAAUCCAAAAUGUUGAACUGCCACUCCUGUUUUUACAUUGCGAGCUGCAGCACCACCCUCCACCAGAAAGUGGAGGGGUGGGACAGUAAACAUCUCAAGGACUCAUUUUCCGCUUCGAAAUGUCCAAUCUGUGCCGUGUUUGAUAUUGAUAUUUUUUGUUAUGAUCUUGUUUCUUUCAAAGGCUUUGACCUUUCACCUCUGACAUUUUCCCCUCUGUGAUCUAUGCAAAACAUGCUCUGGUGUCUCUGGGUUGAAGCUGAGAGAUGGUAUGGAUUGAUUUUGAUGUGUAAAUACUGUUCAUACAUAUAUAUAUAUAUAUAUAUAUAUAUAUAUAUAUAUAUAUAUAUAUAUAUAUAUAUAUAUAUAUAUAUAUAUAUAAAAAAAACAAAAAAACAACGAUAAGCAAGUGGGAGACGUAUGUGAAAUGAUUAACGCAACAGAAUGAAAAUCAUCUGAAAAUCAUGUCAUGGUGAAUGUUGUCAGAAAUAUUUUUCUAUAUUUUGAAAUCAUUAGAGAAAAAGAGGACACAACUUGCAAAGUGGGAAAAGCUGUCAGAAGAACACUACAAAGGGAAUGUUUUUAUUAAUUUAUAAAUUUUUUUUGCCUAGCAAUACAACACUUGUCCUGGUGUCUUUUCUUUGGUUUUCUUUGAACGUCGUUGAAAAGGGACUCCACCAGAGGAGAUUAAAAAUAUCCUCGUUUUCUCAUACUGCCUGUUGAAUCAUACAAGAUGUUGGCUCGUGCUCCAGAAGAGGCAGCACCCAGUACUUGUGAGCACCAGCUCAUCCUUCUGCUUGAGUAAUGAGUUCAAAAACUAUAAACAUACAAAGUAACAUCAUUUCCUGUCCUUUUAAAAUCCAUCCGUACUUGUGGAAACAUGCAGAUGAAUUCAUGGGCAUACUGUGCCUGAGACAGACAACCCCUUAAGAUAGAAAUUGUGUGAGAUGAGACAUCAGCUUGUCAUGAAAGUAGAAUGAAAUAUUGGAACAGAGUGUUAAAUCUGAUGCCUUGGUAUGGCACUCUACUCUGCAAAAGUCUCAAGCCAUUCCUCUUUUCUUUAUCUUUUGUAAGGGAAAUGGGGGCAACGAUUAAUUGAAACGUACAUAUAGUAGAUGGGGAAAAAUCCAUUUGUACAAUUCUUUUUUUCUUUUUUCUCUCCAGGUAUGUUUUUACUCCACUGGCAGUGUGUUUGGGAUCAUUGUCAUGCUGAAAAUAAUGCUAUUUGGAAAGCUGUUAACGUUGGAUCAAAAUCAGUACUUUUCUGUGUUUAUAAUUCAUCUAUUCUGACAAGAUCUCCAACACCACUGGCUGAUAUGGAGCCUCAAACCACGACAGAGCCUCCAGUGUGUUUUAGAGGGCUUUAGAAGCUCACUGUCUGCCGACCUCCUGACCACCUCUGUACAUAUUGACGACGAUUUAAACGAAAGAUUUGCUCCAUCGCUCCACCAAACUCGUUGAAUGCUUAGUAAGUGGAUCAACUAAAGGGCCAGAUGUAGCUCUUAGGUCCUAUGUUAGGUUUUUACCAUUUUUUUAUGUGCCCCCCCAAUUUACUGUUCAUCUGCAGAUAGUUUUCAGGCCUGACACUUCUUCUUUUAACCUCAGUUUUCUUACGUUUUUUUGAAGGACACACUGCACACUAUGGCAAGAUUUCCCAAUUUUUUUAUCUCGUAGCUCUUUGGAAAGGACCGUGUUGAUUCAAAAUACUAAUUAAUGGCUGUCAAACUGUGUUUCUGCAUUUUUAUUUUUUUUUUUAUUAUUUGUAAAAAUGGGAACAAAUGAUGUUUUGUGACAAGCUGCCAGGACAAAAUUGCCUAAAGAUACGAUUUUAAAAUUGGUUCAUUGUCUGUUAUGAAAAGACACAACAGUGGUUCAUCCCUUGAGUUAAGCGUGAAUGAAUCAUAGGUCAGUGACUUUAUAAUAAAAAACCAAACACAAAGAAAAAAAAAUGCGCUCCUCUGAAAAUUGUAAGGUACGAGGGCUGGUCUGAAAAUACAAAUUGCAACAAAUGCUGACUUCUUUGGAAGCACAAUACAAAGACCUGAAGGGUGACUCAAGACUUUUGCACAGUAUUGUAAUUUGGUGAAAGGAGGAGGCAGCUACUAGAAGCCCCCUGCAGCUUUCCAAAAAAAUGUGAUGGAUACUUUUGUUUUUGAGGCUGACUCAGACAGUAAUUAGUUGCCUAAAACAGCCAUUUUACUCACUGCAUUUCCUGUUCAUCUGUGUGAAUGGUUUUAGAACAUUGGUUCUAAUUGUCCUUUUUUUGCUCAUCCAGUGUUCCUGUGGUGUUUCAACCAGUAACACCAACAGUCAUUUUUCCACGAGGAAAAACCACAAAAGUUAAAAAUUAGCUAAAUAAGGUGGUUUCUGGUUUGAACCUUCUGGUCAUGUUCUUCCUGUGCCCGUGUGGACAUCUCCGGGUAAUCGGGCUUCCUCCCACAGUCCAAAGACAUGACUGUUGGGUUAACUGGCGUGCAUGUAAAGGUGUGUCUCACUGUGUUGUCCCUGUGCUAGGUUAGCCUUCGUCCACUGGUCAGAAAAGACGUUUGGAGACAUUACAACACAGUGUUUGAACUUGAUUGAUCAACUAAUAAUAAUAUUUGUCCCCAAUCAGCAUAGAGAGUAUAAAUGGCUUGUGUUGACCCUAGAAAUCAAUGUUUCAUGUAGAUAGCUAAGUAAAUCUCUAGAAUUAACGACAGCUUGAAGACUUCCAUGGGUUUUCAUCAUAAAGCUACAUGACUUAUGUGUUGGUCCUUGAAGCAACGUACUGUAUGGUUUGAGUUAAUAGAUUUACUCUGACUCUCUGCAUUUUCUAAAACACACAUCUUCGGUUCAAGUAAAGUAUAAAGUACACAGCUAGAACACCAAGACAAAUGUCAAAUGUGGAUCCACACAAUUUGAAGUCUGCACAAAGAGGGAACUGGAGUUGGCUUGGCUGUGUCCUAGCAACAGCAAACAAGAGGGAAAAUGGCACAGAGGGAGGGCUGGAGGCUGAUUGUAUGAGGAAAGGAGUACGGGGAUGUAGUAGAGAAGAGUGGAGCAGAGCCGGUACCUGACUACAGGAACUAAAUACUGGAAAAGUACAAAUCCAUCAAUCCAUAAUGUUGGGAUCAUCUUUGGGCAGCACUCCCACCUCUCCAAUCCCAGGCCACUGUCCAAGCCCUGAUUGCCAGUCAGAUGGUCAUUCUUCUGUUGUUCUCCUGCAUCAGUACCCUCCAUGCUGGGUAACCCAGGCACAGUGUGACCUUGCCCAGGCAGAGGCAGAGCUGCGCAGGCUGCAGGAGCAUCAUGAAACUGAGACUGAAUCUGUAAAGCGUGGUGUAGAGCGAGCUAUUCUGGGAGCACGCAGAGAAGAGCAGCGCCUGCUGGAGAGGGUGGAGCAGGACCAUCGGGACACUCAGCAGCGUCUAGACCAGAUCCAGCGGGAGAACGUGGCAGCAGCCCGGGUCAGCCAGUCCCUGUUGGACCAGCGGCUUUGUAAAUUGGCAGAACUGAAAAAGCAGAUUCAGGAAUUGGGUCAAUCAGUUGUAAAGGACAAUGGGCCAAGCCAGAACCCACUGCUGAAGGAGAUUUCAGAGUUCCUACAACCAUGGGAAAUCUCAGUUUCUCUAAAGAAAGUGAACUUCAAACCCAGCUCACAACCGAAUGCUGUCACCUUUGGAGAUAUUCGUGUUCAAGAACAAAGCCUUUGCCUGCAUGCUGGAGGUUGUGGGCCACAAGGACAGCCAUGUGCUCUUCAUUCACAAGAGAUGCUCUGUGAAGACACAAACUAUCAAGGUUCUGGAAAAGAGAAGAGCACCCAAGGACAGGGACUUAUUUCACCAACUGGCAGGGUUGUUAGAAAGAUCAGCCUUUCUAACCGGGGUGAUCUAGAAUCAGAGGGAAAAAAGCACUCUUCUGCAAAGAUAUGUCACUGCGAACAGGCCGACUGGGAAUCAUCUCAGGAAGAUGAGGUAGAAUCAGUUUCCUUCCAGCCACAAGGUGAGGACGUAUUUUUGGCUGUACCAACAGUUCUUAAAAAAUUGGACACGGAAGACGAGGACAAGAUGUACAAGAUAAACAAGAAUGGGAAACCUUACUCACCAAGGAAUACGAGGAAAUGGCUAACUGUGGCCUCCAGUAGGAAGCCAAACCUUUUACCUGAACAAAAACAGCAGCAUAUAAAGCUUAGUCAGUGCUUAAGUUUAGACGGUCAAGAUGGAGAUAAGGGAAGAGUUGGUCAAGAUUCCAAUUAUAGACUUUUAAGAUACUGCAACAGUUCCCUAACAUCUCAAAGAGAACCUUCAGCCAGCCAAAGCUGCCUAGACCUCACCUCCAGGGGUCGACCACCCUCUUGCCUCAGCCAGUCUUCUGAUGAACACUCUCUAGGGACGCUCGGUGACUCUGGCCGAGCACCGUCACCAACAGACAGCCUUGAUUCUAGCUAUACUUUCAUCGUUAGCCCAUCUCAUGACUACAGUAUGAACAGAGGCUCUUUGAAUUACAGUUGCCGUUUAUCAAAGUCUGCAGUGGACUUGACUCACAAGACGCGCCCAUUGAUUACUAGUGGGCCAAUUGAGCAAGGAGUAUGGGGGAUUAGGGGCAGCAACUUCAAGACGAGCUUCACCUCAACCUCGCCGACUCUCAGAAGGAAAUUGAAAGCCUCUGACAUAGGGCAGACCUUCUCGUUGCCUUCCUACAGAGGUCACAAUAUUUUACACCAGCCACAGAAACAGGCCACAGCUGCUGGAUCAAAACAACCUCCUGUGGCUAGGUCUUUAUCCCUGUCUGUUAUAGAUGGUUCCUGUACAACAGAACUGGAGGCAAAAAAGUGGGGCAGAGGACAAAGAAGACAGCAAGCACUGGUGGAGUUAGAGGAGGAGUGUGACUUGUCUUCCACAGAAUUUAACCCCAAAGGUGUCCAUCUCAUUGGACAAUUUGGAAAGCAAGGUUCAGGUCGAGCUGAUCUUACCCUGCCAAGUGGUAUUUAUGCUACACCGCAGGGUCAGCUCUUUAUAGUGGACUGUGGAAAUGCACGCAUUCAGGUGACUGAUGCUCGUGGAAAUGUCCUCCAACAAGUGAGCUCUCCAACUGCUGGUGGCUCUGACAGACGGUGUAGGAACUACUUUGACAUUGCGGUCAAUGCUAAGGGUCUGAUUGCAAUAAGCUGUGCAGCAGAAAGAGCUCUUCUUGUGUUCAGCAGGCACGGCCGACUGCUCCAGACCUUUGGAGGGUCUGGGUUCGGCUCUGCAAAAGAUGAACUGGAAGCUCCCAGGGGUGUGACUGUAACCAGGCUGGAUGAAUUCCUGGUAGCUGAUAUCCGAAAAGGUACCCUCAUUGCCCUAAAGCUUGACCCCAAGACAGGCUCCCGUCUUGAACGCACAGUGGUAACUGGAUUCCACCGACCGUACUUAGUGGCAGCUUGCUUGAGCUCAGGCAUGGUGGCUGUAUCCGAGAGGGGCAAUGAAACUGGUCGUGUACCUUGCGUCAAAGUUCUGGAGCCAAGCUGGAACACAGUUAGAGUUUUGGGUGUAUGUGCAGGAAUGGGACCUGUCCUGACCUGUCCCUGGGGUAUCUGUAUAGAUACAGAUGGUAAUGUUUUGGUAGCAGAUUGGGGGGAGCAGCACAGAAUCCUUUUAUACCCAGCACAGGGAGUGGGUUGGCCCAUAAUAAACCAGGGUUUGAGUAGUCCACGUGGCCUAUCCUUGCUACCUGAUGGCCAACUUGCAGUGUCAGAUAGCAUGCAUCAUUGCAUUAAGAUAUACCAGUACAAAGCACCCCAGGACUAGAAAAAGUGUGCUGAUAUUAAGAAAAAGAACCCUAAAGUACAGCACUGUAAGCUGAUAAAUGAUGCAUUCGUGUUUGGCCCAGCUGCACCUAUAAAAAUCAAAUGUCUGCCUGGAUUUGUAGGCCAAAGGCUGCAUCCAUAAUAAAAGCAAAGACUAUGAAGCUAAGCUACAAAGAGAAAGGAAAGAAAAGCUAUCUGGUGUUGCACUAGGCAGUGAGUGUUCCUUGUGUCAUUUUUAGUUUGUUGUUGUUUAGCUGCUUUGAAGUGUUCAGGGUCAAGUAGAAUUGCUGUUUGUUUGCUGUCUGUUGUUUGUAGAUUAGAGUUCAGUCACAGUCUGCACAAUGUCUGUGUUGAUCUGUGUGCUGCUCAGUUUUCUACCAAAGCUGCUAACCCGCAGGCAUGAGCACAGGCUAGUAUUUACUCAUGCAUAAAUUUAAUAAAGCUAUCUAAUCCAGCACAAAUAUGAAUGGACUCGCAUUCAUUAACAUAAUAUUAUUGCAGUUUUAAAAAAGUAGAGAAUUUGUACUUUCUUAUCCAGUGUGGCAUUUUUAUUUUCAAGUGAUACAAAGAGAAGGGUGUCUGUGUUUCAAAUACAUCUUGUCACAAUUGGAUUCGGUGAUUCCUGCAAAUUCUACAGUUUUUCAUGCUGUCACUGAUUUUUACUGACAACGAGUUAAGCUCUGUGGCUCUUUUUCAGUCCACCCACUCCCUUCUUGCACAGCAGCAUCUGUCAGCAGUGGAACCCGACUGUCAGCCAAGUUUUCUUUUGUGAGAUGUGGCUGUUUGUAGCAGAUGUUUUAUUCGGCAGACGAUUGUCCGUUUGGGAUAGGGUAAAAGCGUGAAAUUAUUAAGAACAUUUGCAUUUGCUUUUUACAGCUGAGAGAUUUUCUUUUGCAGCACCCUGUGGACAUAUACAGGUCAGGCAUAACAUUAUGACUUCGGACUUGUUUGUCCAGCACAUCACAGAUGGGAAGAUUGGAUUGAGAUCUGGGGAAUUUAGAGGCCAAGUCAACACCUUAUCCGGUCAUCGGGUCAUCCACGUGCUGUAAAAGAAAACAUGAUUCAUCAGAUUAGGUCACCAUCUUCCAUUGCUCUGUGGUCAAGUUCUGCUCACAUGCCCAUUGUGUUAUUUUCAGUAGUGGACAUGGGUCAGCGUGGCCAUCCUGACUGGUCUGCGGCUAUGCACUGCCACACACAACAAACUGCAAUGCUCUGUGAAUUCUGACACCUUUCUAUCAGAACCAGAAUUCACUUUUUCGGCAGUUUGAGCUACAGUAACUCGUCUUUGGGUUCAGACCACAUGGGCCAGCCUUCCCUCCUCACACGUGACCCUUUCACUGAUUCACCAUUUCCUUUCCUGGACCAUUUUUGACAUAUACUGACCACUGCAGACCAGAAACACCCCAAAGAGCUGCAGUCUUGGAGAUGAUCUGACUCAGUUGUCUAGCCAUCACAGUUUGGCCCUGGUCAGUCGAAGACCCAUAUCGAUUGGAACUGAUAGCUUUAACCUAAAUAUUGUCCAAAGGCUGAGCUUGCUGGAUAGAUGUAUCUGCAAAGGAGGCAAUCUUCUGCCAACCUUACAAGUUAAAGGAAUGAAAAAUGGGUGGAGAAAUGGAAGUGUGAAUCAUUGCACCAAAACUUAAAAAUUCUAAACAGAGUUCUGUAAAAGUUGUCUCUUUAACCUCCUAAGACCCGAACUCUUCCAUGGCAUGCAUUUUUAAUUUCUCUUUGAUAUUUGGGCAUAUUGGGACCCGAUGAAUGUAAAAACAAAGAGUCACCAGAUUUUUCUUUUACCCGA
Oreochromis niloticus (Nile tilapia) is the source of this 10297-nucleotide messenger RNA. RefSeq lists its product as uncharacterized. The record is from RefSeq and is a predicted model, not a curated record. Gene Ontology annotation, molecular function: protein binding; ubiquitin protein ligase activity. The coding region runs from base 5834 to 8500 and encodes 888 amino acids. NCBI's taxonomy places the organism in Eukaryota, Metazoa, Chordata, Actinopteri, Cichliformes, Cichlidae. Gene Ontology annotation, biological process: proteasome-mediated ubiquitin-dependent protein catabolic process; protein polyubiquitination. The transcript is spliced from 4 exons.